Pieris brassicae (large cabbage white) is the source of this 3456-nucleotide messenger RNA. RefSeq lists its product as uncharacterized. The record is from RefSeq and is a predicted model, not a curated record. NCBI's taxonomy places the organism in Eukaryota, Metazoa, Arthropoda, Insecta, Lepidoptera, Pieridae. The transcript has 3 exons. The coding region runs from base 632 to 3217 and encodes 861 amino acids.
CUAAGUUUUACUUUACUAAUGUGUAAAAUAAGUAUUAAAAGGUUGCACAGCGGUUUCUAAAUAAUUUGUCGGUUAUGGGAUCAGAUAAUUGCAGAAAGCAUCUGUCUUCCUUAGCAGAACACCUUACUAAAUUUGAACAGGCACCCAAAGAAAUAAAAGGCCGGCGUCUUAACGCCUGGUUCCUUGUUGGAGAAGAUAUUUUUAAAGAAUUGUUUGAAAUUGGGCGCAGCAUUAAUUGGCAAUACUCAGAAAUAAGAAAAUUUGACUUAACGUCCAAUAUCUGCUCGCAAAUUGAAAGAAACGCUGAUUGGAUAGAAACUUUAAUAUCGCUUUAUCCAAAUUAUCGAAUUGACUUUGACCUUGUCGGGUCAUCUGAUGAUAUUUGCCAAGUUAGAUCUGGUAUUGACGUUCUUUUCAAAGGAUUUAAAGGAAUAAACACAAAUUUUGAUAAAGUAUUGCAAGACUUAAACAAAGCGGAAGGAGUUGACGAGUUUGACAGGUGUCUAAAACUGUGGAUAGAGACAGGACACCGACCCGAUUUUAUUUCAAAAAGCUCAAAUUUAUCAUCAGAACACUGGUGGUGGUUUUAAAGCUCUCAUACAUAUUUUGAUAUAUAUAUUAUUUGCUGAAGAUGGACGUUACUGAAUAUAAUUGGGUUUCCAAAGCUACAGAUAAUAUUGAUAAGUACCUCCACAGAGGAGGAGAUGGUAAAGGAAAUGAACCACAACUUCUUGGAGGUACAGCCCUUGCAAAUACAAUAGGUAUAGCGUUGGGAUUACCUCUUAGCGAUCCAACUACUUGGUCGGAAUCCGAAUUACGACAGGCAGAAAGUGCGAAUUUAUGCUUUUUCGAAGGAACUGCUCGCGAAGCCAUAAACAUUAUUAUAGAAACAAUUAAAGAUUGUUGCAAUGGCGAUGAGACCAAUUUUAUCACAGUGAUUCCCAUUGAGCUCUAUUUUAACAAUAAACUAUAUGAAAUACCGAUAUUUAAAGUACAACGCUAUCGAAACUCAACUAUUUACUAUGUUGACAAUAUAGGAAGAUAUUACAGCAGCUUUUAUGAUUGGGACCACAAUAAUAAACUACCACCAUGUAAAAUAAUAUACCCCAAAGAACUCGAGUUAGUAUCUAAUGGAAAUCAUACUGCGGUUACGCCGCCUUAUGAUACACCAGUUGCUAGAGUAGAUCAUCAAGUUCUUGAAGGCGUUGAUAUUGCUGCUGGAGUGAUAGGAAUUGGCUCAGCCGUGGGACUAAUGAUCCUAUCAGGCCCAUUUGCACCGUUUUUAGCAAUAGCAGGUGGAGCAAGUGCUAUAUGGGGCACUACCAGAGCAGUUUCUGAAUUAGUUGAUAGAGGCGAUCAUGGACAAACGAUUGAUCCCUUUAAAGAUGAAACAGCGAGAAUGUUAUGGUUAGGUGUCGCCGCUAAUAUAGCUGGUUUUGGGGCUAUGGGUGUCAGUAUGAGAGUUUCAGCGGUCGCAGCUCGUGGAAUACAAAUAUCAAACGCACUAAAAGUUUUCACAAAUAUAGUUAAUGGCGUUAGCCUAACUCUUAACUCUGUAGCGAUUAUUAACAACACAGUUUACUUAAUUCAGCAUAUUAAGGAAAUGAGUGCAGGUGAAAUUUUACUUAAUCUAGCCCUUUUAGCAUUCUGGACCAAGGGUUCCUUUACAUUUAAAAGAGCAAGUGUUAUUAUAAAAGAGGCUCAUAAUCAAGCGUUUGCUCGUAUAGCUCAAGAAUUACCUCCAAGCUCAAGAGCUGAAUUUGCAGAAGUUAGAAGUAGAGUGGAGAAUGACGAAAAUUUACUUCAUUUAUUUCAUACUGCUCACAGGUCAAAUAUUUCUACAAGUGAAUUCUCUCAUCUAAUGAUAGAUGGUUUGCAUUUCUAUGAUAACGUAGCGAGACUUAAUCCUGAACAAAUCGAGGCCUUUUUAAGUUUGCGUAAUUAUCUUCAAGACGAUUUGCGACUCCUUUCUGGUUUACAGCGGUUUUCUCAAGCAUCUAAUUUAGACAGGGACAGUACACUUGAGUUAGUUUUGACACUGUGGCAAAGGUAUACCAGUUCACCUUCUCGGGGCGAUACUAAAUUAAUCGACAGCAGUAUUGUACUGGGUAACGCUCCACCUAUCAAAAUAACUGAAAUGCCUCAAUUGUCGUCGUCCCUCAUUAGAUUUGUCGGUGAACAUUUAAUUAAAGUAGAUACAAGCUCCAUGGAUCAGUGGUCAAUUCGAGAGUUAAUAUCAUUUCAGGAUCAUGGUUUGUUUACUGUAUGUCCAGUAACUGCAGUCAGUAAAACGGGCCAUUCAACAAUUACAUUAAAUGGUCAAAUACAAAUUAGUUUAAGAAAGCUACAGUCAAUACCUACUGACUCACGUGAAUCGAUGUUCAAAAUGAUUGGCGAGCUAAAACCAGAGGAUACCGUCACUAGCUCAAAAUUACCUUCUGAUGUUGUAAAAUUAUGUGUCCGUCAAUACAGGUUGCGUUUUGACGUACAUAGAAAAGAAAGUUUAGAAUGGGCCCGCGGAUCAGUUACUCAAGAAAAUUUAAUAAAUAUACUCAAAGAAAAUCUUUUACCACACGAAAAGGACAGAUUAUACACAUUUAAAACUGAAGUAAAUAUGAUGAAAGCUGACGUGUAUAUGAAUGAAAUGAUGAAGUUUGUGUCUGAGGUGAACCCUAAGAAUGUAAGUGAAAUGGUGGCAUACAGUGAAUUUGCAAUGACAUACGUUGAUGAAACAUCCGCAAACAUUGAAGCAAGCCUUCGCAAUGGUACUAUAAAACUACCACACAAUGCGAAGAAGACUGUCUGGUUGCGUCAACAAGCAAAAGAGAAAACUUUUCAUAACACAACAGAGCUAAAGCAAAAGUUGAAUGAUUUCAUGAAAAUAGUAGAUGACAAUGACAUGGUUGGAGUGCAAGUUGUACCAAAGGGACUACCUGAUGAGAAACUAGUAGAAGAAAUUCGUUCAUUACAGAUAAAAUUUGGCGGAAGAGCUUCCGCUGCCUAUCAUAUUUAUAAACAUAGUACCGAGCCACUUACUGCUUAUGUAGACCAAGCUAAUAGCACUAUUAGAUCGCCUUCAAGUAGUUAUAUGGUAUCGAUUGGCCAAGAAGGUGAUUCAAGAAUAAUAUCAUUUACAGAUGCCAAUGGCAGUGGCAUAGUUCUUGAGAAAGAUGGACGUGUUUUGCUCGCAAGCUUCAGAGCAAGUCAUAGAAAGUGAGUCAUAAUGCAUAGAAUGUAGAUAUGCACAAUUAAUAUAAGGAAAUAGUUAAAACGAAGUAUUGAUGGUAGCACUAAGUUUCUUGCCGAUUCUUCUUAGUAGCUCCUUUUCCGAAUCGGUGGUAGAUUUGUACAACAUUAGAAUGUAUAUCUUUUAUUACCUUAGCAUUAAGAAUAUGUAUUAACUUAAACGUGAAAAAGUUUCUUGAAUAUUAUUAUUGUACAUGACUUUCGUUAAUC